Molecule: messenger RNA, 1467 nt
Organism: Tachysurus vachellii
Lineage: Eukaryota; Metazoa; Chordata; Actinopteri; Siluriformes; Bagridae
Product: extracellular calcium-sensing receptor-like
Exons: 5
Coding region: 1-1467 (488 amino acids)
Biological process (GO): G protein-coupled receptor signaling pathway
Cellular component (GO): membrane
Molecular function (GO): G protein-coupled receptor activity
Source: RefSeq, a predicted model, not a curated record
AUGAUAAUGAGGUUCCUGUACACAUGGAUUUUAUUCACUCAGGUGAGAGCAGCUGAUCCUCCCUGCAGCUUACUUGGCCUGCCCAAUCCUCCUGAACUCAGCAAAGAUGGAGAUGUACUGAUUGGUGUUCAAGCAAUCAUAGGUGAACCAUCCUCGAGUCCUUCUAUUGCAUUGUCUGCUACUGUAGGACCUUUGCACAUACCUGUGGUACUCAAUGAGUUGAAGAAACUCUAUUUCAUCACUACAACUGGAGAGGUUGUAUACUUUGAUGAGAAUGGAGAUCCAGCAGCGAGGUAUGAACUGGUUAAUUGGCAAAAAGACAAAGAUGGUAAAAUAGAGUUUGUUAAAGUAGGUUUCUAUGAUGCCUCUCUGAAUACAGACCUUCAACUGUCAUUUAACAACAUCAGUAUAUCCUGGGCCCAUAAUGAAUCACAGGUGCCAGUCUCAGUGUGUAGUCCAAGUUGUCCCUUGGGUACAAGGAAGGCUGUACAGAAAGGAAGGCCAAUCUGCUGCUUUGACUGUAUACCAUGUGCAGAAGGAGAAAUCAGUAAUAUAACAGACUCUAUAACUUGUAUCACAUGCCCACCUGAGCUGUGGUCUAAUGACAAGAGAGAUACAUGUGUGUUAAAGUUGGUGGAAUUCCUGUCUUUUGAGGAGAUAAUGGGAAUCAUUCUUGUUUCAUUUUCUUUGUUAGGAGUUUUGUUCACCAUCUGUAUUGCUGUAAUUUUCUUUAAACACAAGGACACACCAAUUGUUAGAGCAAACAACUCUGAGCUGAGCUUCCUGCUGCUCUUAUCGCUGACUCUGUGUUUUCUCUGUUCACUUACGUUCAUUGGUCAGCCCUCUGAGUGGUCCUGUAUGCUGCGUCACACAGCAUUUGGGACAACAUUUGUCCUCUGUAUCUCCUGUGUUCUGGGGAAAACUGUAGUGGUGUUAAUGGCCUUCAGGGCUACACUUCCAGGCAGUAAUGUCAUGAAAUGGUUUGGGCCUCCACAGCAGAGACUCAGUGUACUCGCCUUCACUCUUGUACAGGUCAUUAUUUGUGUACUUUGGUUAACAAUAUCUCCUCCUUUUCCCUACAAAAAUAUGAACUACUACAAGGAAAAGAUUAUAUUAGAAUGUCAUGUAGGCUCAGUUAUAGGUUUCUGGGCUGUUCUGGGUUAUAUAGGACUUUUGGCCCUUUUGUGUUUUAUCUUGGCUUUUCUGGCCCGGAAGUUGCCUGACAAUUUCAAUGAAGCCAAAUUCAUCACAUUCAGCAUACUUAUAUUCUGUGCAGUUUGGAUCACAUUUAUUCCUGCUUAUUUCAGCUCUCCUGGAAAAUUCACUGUAGCUGUAGAGAUAUUUGCUAUUUUAACAUCAAGCUUUGGUUUAUUAUUCUGUAUAUUUGUUCCAAAGUGUUAUAUAAUCAUGCUGAAGCCAGAUAAGAAUACAAAAAAGCAAAUGAUGGGUAAAGCAUCUGUGAAAUGA